Molecule: messenger RNA, 5010 nt
Organism: Rhopilema esculentum
Lineage: Eukaryota; Metazoa; Cnidaria; Scyphozoa; Rhizostomeae; Rhizostomatidae
Product: neuferricin
Cellular component (GO): membrane; endomembrane system
Source: RefSeq, a predicted model, not a curated record
CUAUCACGAAGACGAGGCUUUUUGGCCUAAAUGUGAAUCCUGAUCGAAAGGUAUGCUUGCUAGUGAAGUCCUCCAGAGAACGAAUCGAAGGGCUGAGAACUCAAUAUUGCCAUGAACAACCAAGCUUCUGUAGAAGAGGGUACCAAAAAGAAAUCUAGUUUUUUGCAGCCUGAUAUCCCGGUUAUCCUGACAACGACAGCCAUUGUCGUGGUUGGGCUGGCUGUUCUUCUACCUUUAUGGUGGAAAUAUGACCCAAUUGUGGAGUUUGUAUCCAAAUUUCACUCCCUCGCAGAAGACGCAAAAGAAACUAUAUUUACAAAGAAAGAACUAUCAAGAUUUAGUGCUAGGAAUACCAAGGAAAAGUUAUACCUUGCCAUCCUAGGGAAAGUUUUCGAUGUUAGUGCUGGGAAACAACAUUAUGGGAAGGAGGGCUCUUAUUCGUUUUUCACGGGUAUUGAUGGUACAAAAGCAUUUGUAACUGGGGAUUUUAAUAAGAAUGGCCUUGUUGACAACAUAGAUGGUUUGUCAGAUGAGGAAUGUUUAUCGAUAUCAGACUGGGAGAAGUUUUUUAGCAAUGAGUACACUUAUAUUGGAAAAGUUGUUGGCACUUUUUAUGAUUCAAAUGGUGACGAAACCAGUGUUUUGAAAGAAUUCGAUUCAAAGGUAAAGAAAGGACUUAGAGAAAAAGAGAAAGAUAAGGCAGAUAAAACCAGGUUUCCUGAGUGCAAUUCAAGGUGGACCAAGGAAGAAGGCACAACAGUUUGGUGUACAGAUGAAAGUGGUGGCAUUAAACGAGAUUGGAUUGGAGUACCAAGGAUGUUUUUCAAGCCAGGCCAAACUGACUAUAGAUGUGCUUGUGUUAAUGAAAAGGAUGCUAGGGACACAAGACUGAAGCCUUAUGUCGGAUGUGGCAUUUCUGAGGUAUCAUGUAAAGUUAACUCUUGAAGCACAUUCCUUCAUCGAUUCAGCCAUCGUAGAAGAAACAAAAGGUGACAACAUUGGUUUGAUAGCUGCAAGAAGGCAUCAAUGCUAACUUGUAAUUUCAGUUUUGCUUGAAGGCUUCAACAUAUUCAACUUAUAAUUCAAAAUUUACAUUGUUAUUUCAUUUUAAAUUUUGCAGACUGGCGGAUCUUUUUCAAUUUUUGAUAUUUUAGCUGGUAUUUAAAGAGAACACAGUGAUGUACAAAAUAUUUAGGGGUUUCAUUUAAAGCUCACUGUUUCUUAAUCCCAAUGAUUUAUUUUUCUUUUUUAAAUAUUACAAAAUAAGUAACCAAUAGCGAGCUUUGAUGUGCCCAUACACAUGCAAGUUAAAAGUCAAGUCAAGCCAAGAAAGCGGAGUCAGGCGAGGACGGAUUAAAAUGACAGUGGGAAUAUGCGAUGAAAUGAAGCAAAACGGAUACGGAGCUAACAUAACCCUGUGUAAUCCUCUGAACCUUCAUUUCUCUCUUUGAUCUUUCAUAUAAAAGAUGUUGCAAGAAAAGAGCGUUUUUGCUUAAGUGGCCUUUUUUCUCAUCCAUAUCUCGACAUUAUCGAAUUGCUUCCCUCCCCCGACUCUUAUUAACUUUCGCCAGAGCAUACCGGAGAGCAUAGCAAAAAACUGCAUGUGCGAAGCAUAUCAACAUGUGUGAUAGCGCGUCGAAAUUCAGUCACGCCUGCAAAUCUUCAAGACAGAGAGGUGCAAGUCAGAAUAAUAUAAUAUGUGAUGUCACUGUGAUAUGGGAAAAAGAAAACGUUUUUGUCAAUGUUUUUUUAGUUGAAUUUCUCUUCCUUUAUUUCGUUAUUCAAAUGCUGCAUAAAAUUGAGCUGAAAUUGGUAAAAUCUAGCCUGAUAAACAACCCAUUAUCCUUUAGAAUAAUGGGCUGGUUAUCAGGCUAGGUAAAAUCAAAAUUCCGUCAUUUUUUACAAGGUAUCUUAAAUAGUCGUUUAUAUGCUGUUUUCUCCUGCAACUCUUUAGGACGAUUCGAUUAUAUUAUUUGGGAAAAGAGAGUGACUUUGUUAGAUUGCAAAUUAUCUGCCAUAUAGAAUCAGCUUUAGUGGAGUCUUAUUUUCCAUCACCAUAAAUCUUUUUAACGAAUGGGCUAUAGAGAUGUUGCUAGCUAUUCAAAAGUCCUCUUUUUUAGAACAUUUAGACACCUUUUCAUGUACAAGUCUUUUACUUUGCCUACUUUCGAUUUUCCACCAGAUCGUUGGCUAAUUGCACCCAUCUUUAAAGGAGAACAGCUUUAUGAUUGUGUUAAUUAAAAGCAAACCAUGGUUAUUUACAAAUAGAGUGCUGUAUUUGGUCAGGCUCCGACUAUUUAAACGACCCGUUUUCAUCUUUCAAUUUGAUCGUGUCCACUAGAGUAUUAAACAGUACAAGUGGUUAACAAAUGCAUGGCAGUAGUCAGUUGCUUAUAUUUUAUCAAUCAGCCUCAAAAAGCUCACAACAAUUUUUGUUAUUCGUUUUAUUCCGAUUCUGAAAUAAAGCAGUGCUAAAAAGUUUCGGAGCAAAGCGAUUCUGAAGUAAAGCAGUGCUAAGUAGUUUCGGAGUAAAAUGAUUCUGGAAUAAAGCAGUGCCAAUCUCAAGCUAACUCUUCUUGGUAUUUCUUAGCAGUAAAAAGCCAUGUUGCCGAUGUUAAAUUCGUGUUGGCACUUUUUGACGUGUAAAACGACUUACAAAGGGAUCUUCAUAGCGAUAUGAAAUUGUUAGUUACAGCCAUUAAAAAAGGCUUAGUAACUUGUAAGUUACAUGAUCAACAAUAGUAAUUUCAAUUCUUUUUUGCUAACAUCUUUCAAAAUAUGAAAAAAAAUGGGGCUCCAUUCAACAACGAAUUUACAUGGUAUUAACAUAAGGUUUUUUGUAAGUGAGGAUGUCUAAAAUAGGCCUAAACCUAGCUGCGAGACACGUUUGUUGUCAUGUUCUUGAAUUCUGAUUGGCUCAUGGAGUAUGGAGAAUUUUGGUCGCUCAGCCAAUCAAAGAUUUGGAACCUAUGCUGUAUUAACAUAAGGUUUUUUGUGAGUGAGAAUGUCUAUUGUGCAGUUGUCUUUACAUAAGCUGCAAAAUCAGGUGGACGCUCUGUUACUUGCCUUCUCUAGACUUCUAAAAUGUUGACUUUACCUUCUUAAAAUGUUGAUUUUUCAAUCAUCUAUAGACUGUCGUUUUUUUUCUAAUUUUCAGUCCAUUUAGCUUGACUUCAAUAGUGGUCAACGUCGACGUUUUUCAUGUUGACCAUAAAGAUGUGUAACUAUGAUGUUAACAAGCAAGGAACCUAAGUUCCAAUUUGUUAGGAUUUUCUCAAAUUGUGCUCGGCUCUUUGGCAUUGACUAAAACAGUGUUAUCGGUCUUGGAGAUUACAUAACAUAAUCUAGGUUGUGUAGAGAACAUUUUUGGCCUAAUGAUUCAUCCUCGUGGAGCACCUACAUGAUUGUAUAAGAGGAUUGUAAUACUGUAGAAUGAAAUUCCUGCCGCUAUUCGCAACAGACCAACAAAUCUGCUUUUUGAAGCCAAUGUGAAUACAAUUUGCUCGAUUUUAAAUUGAACUUCAUGGGUCCUUCACCCGUUCCGUCCCUGAUCAAUCGAUCAUAACGAGGUUAAUCAGUUGAUGGUCCUUCCGUGCUCUCUACCCCUUCUUUUGAUUGUUCUAUAAGUUCUUCUUUCGUCUCCUUUUCUCUUAGAUUUUACUUGCUUGUCGUAAUAAUAUUCGUCUUCAAAAUAAGAAAAAAUUCUCAAAUUCACUUGAGUCAACUCUUUGUCGAUAUAAAAUUUUUGUAUUAUAGGCUUUUAAAUAUUGCAUUCUACUGUAACAGGGGUUAUUCUAAGAAAAAUUUACAACACUACAAAUACAAUCACUGGUAUCUUUUUCGCUAAUUUUUUCAACUCUACUGUUGAGAAUAAACCAAAAGAAAUGGUGGUACAGGGGCGUCACUGGGUACGGUACGGUUGCCAGUUACCUGCAGGCGAGGAGCAAACUACUCUUGAAAAUGGUGUACGAGAUUAAUAAUCACUAGUGAUCAUUUUACGAUUAAAUCAAUUUUGUGUGUUAUUAAUUUGGUUUUAGGAGAUAAAAGUGAUUAAUUUUUUAUCAAUUUAGGAUUAUUUAGAAAUUGAAUCAUAGAUCAAAAAUUGCUCUCAAAUAAUUUCAUGUGCAAUAAACGUCGUUUGAACACAUGACGGUAAACCAAUUCAAAAGCCAAGUUAAACAACAAUGUUUCAUAUGUUAAAUGACAAACAAUCAUGCCAGUUUGGCAAUGAUUUUGCAACAUACUAUAUGAAAUUGAAAAAUAAAAUUCCGCACAGGAGAGGACCCAGAGAAAAAUUUGACCGUUGCAGAUUUGCGAAAGAAAAAAGGUAAAAAAUUUAAUAACAUUCAGGGGCGUCGUGACCGGGGGUGUGGGGGUGUCACACCCCGUCCUUCCCCCCAAUAGUAUCUUAAUAGGAAAUUUCAGGUAAAAUCCGCUCUGUGGAAGAAAGGUUUUAGGUAUUUUAGAGACCUUCAUGUCAUAAAAUCAAUAAAGGAUCAAGCAAAGGUAGUUGCUCCGUUGGUUAAAUAUGAUAUUACUUUAUAUGAAUGAAGGUAAACCAACUAAUGAUUUGAAGAUUUGAAGAUUUCUUGUUGGCACUAAAUCGAAAAAUCCAGGCCCUCUUUAGGUAAAAUUGUCUCUUGUGUCCAUUUCCCCUAAAGUUUCUCGGUAGAAGCGUCAACUGCAAUUCACUAUGAACUCCAGAUUUUUUUUAACAUUCAAAAGGCAUGCUAAGAUGGAAAGAGGGAUCUAAAUUGACAACAAGUGCUGCUUGUUACCUAGCUUUAGAAGUAACUGACAACAUGGUACUUUUCAAGACCACGGCGAAAUUGUACCAGUUGUUUUUAUCUGCUGUUCAAUUUGUUUGCAAAAAAAUUAUUUUCAAUAGGAUUAGGAGGAUUGCUUUAGUGAAAUGUGCUUGAAAAAGUGCAUUUUCCAGGAAACUGGAAACAUCAAAAUUCGAAAAUUUCCUGCUCCUUCGGCGGCAACCAUGGUGCCGCCUCGGGUAGU